AUGUCCUUCUUUUCAAACGUACUAUUUGGUAGUGUAAAGGAAAGCGAUGACCCAACAGGGCUCUCCGGAAAUACACCAAUGGCUGAAGCCACAAAUGAACCGAUAGUGGAAGGUGUUUUCUAUCCAAGAACUUUAUAUAGAUUCAAUGGUCAUGACGAUGAAAAGAUAUUUAUUGCUGUUUUGGGUAAAGUUUACGAUUGCACAGCUGGAAGAUCGUUUUACGGACCAAGUGGACCAUACUCUAAUUUUGCGGGAAGAGAUGCCUCUAGAGGUCUAGGUCUAAACUCAUUCGACAUGGAAUGUGUGAGAGAUUGGGAUCAACCUAUUGAUGAUUUGUCAGAUUUGCCACCUCAAGCAGUUGAUGCUGCAAGAGAAUGGCAGGAUUACUUUGCCAAAAAAUAUCCCUGUAUCGGGACUCUUGAGCCUGAAGCCGGUGUUAACUAUUAG
Maudiozyma saulgeensis is the source of this 447-nucleotide messenger RNA. NCBI's taxonomy places the organism in Eukaryota, Fungi, Ascomycota, Saccharomycetes, Saccharomycetales, Saccharomycetaceae. The record is from the annotation of a GenBank genome assembly.